GUCAUUCAAAAUAUCAGGAACAACCCCAUCAACUCCGUUAGUAAGUGCGGGAACCAUAUCAAGAUCAUCUCUAAACUUCAACUGGACUGUGAAGAGUCCUCGAAUUUUCCAGUCAAACUGAGAGAGCGCUUGGCUCUUUCAUGGAGAUGCUUCAUCUUCAGGGUGCCUCUAUUAUUGGCUGUGAAUAUUGUAAGAAAUCUGUACAUCCUUGGGGCCCACCUUCUCUACUUCCUAAACCAUUUCUACAACUCACUGCAACGUCCAAGACUUUACUUAGCAAGUCUUCAUUAGAUAGUCGCCUAUCAAUUUCCUAUAGGAGUCCAAUAUCAGCAGAAGCUGAAAAGCAAGGUUGGGAUUUAGGAAGAUUUCUGAAGACCAUAUACUUUUUCCAAGGACCCCCAUCUCCUUCUAAGUUCGUUGAAUUCAUAAUUGAGAAACUGUCGGGUCCUGCACUCAGCGAACCGCCAAAAAGAAUGGAGUCUUCCGGUAUAGUCCUAGUUGCUGGAGCCACUGGGGGUGUAGGGAGAAGAGUGGUUGACAUCUUACGCAAAAAAGGAUUGCCUGUCCGUGUAUUGGUCAGAAAUGAAGAGAAGGCAAGAAAGAUGUUAGGCCCAGACGUUGACUUGGUAGUUGGGGACGUCACCAAGGAAAGCACUCUGGCCCUUGAGAACUUCAGAGGAGUGAGAAAAGUCAUCAAUGCUGUUUCUGUCAUCGUUGGCCCAAAGGAAGGGGACACUCCUGACAGGGCCAAAUACAGCCAAGGAAUCAAGUUUUUUGAACCAGAGAUCAAAGGCGAUUCACCUGAAAUGGUCGAGUACAUUGGGAUGAGAAAUUUAAUCAAUGCUGUCAAAAAGGGUGUUGGACUGCGGAAUGGAAAAGUAUUAUUUGGUCUCAAAGACGAUAAAUUUAAAGAUCUGCCUUGGGGUGCUUUGGAUGAUGUUGUGAUGGGAGGAGUUAGUGAAAGCACAUACAUGAUGGACACCAACGGUGGUGAAAAUGGUGGGCCUACUGGAAUUUUUCGAGGUGUUGUUUCCACUGCGAACAAUGGUGGCUUUACCAGUAUCAGAACAAAGAAUUUUACAGUAGCUGAGGAUCUUUCUGCAUAUGAUGGUUUAGAGCUUCGUCUAAACGGUGAUGGCCGCCGUUACAAACUCAUUGUUCGAACAAGCCGUGAUUGGGACACUGUUGGUUAUACAGCUGGCUUUGACACUGUUGGAGGGCUGUGGCAAUCGGUUUGUUUGCCAUUCUCUUCUUUGAGGCCUAUAUUUCGAGCACGAACUGUGACAGAUGCUCCACCAUUUGACCCAAGCAGUAUUGUGUCAUUGCAGCUAAUGUUCAGCAAAUUUGAGUAUGAUGGGAAAUUGAACCCAACUUUUGUGGAGGGUGCAUUUCAACUACCAAUAUCAAAUAUACGAGCUUACAUAAAGGAUCCUGUUGCUCCAAGGUUUGUACACGUGAGCUCUGCAGGAGUGACACGACCUGAUCGGCCUGGACUUGAUCUCAGUAAGCAACCUCCUGCUGUCCGCUUGAACAAGGAAUUAGGAUUCAUUCUCACCUUUAAGUUGAAGGGGGAGGAUUUGAUACGAGAGAGCGGAAUUCCAUAUGCUAUUGUGAGGCCUUGCGCAUUGACUGAGGAGCCAGCUGGAGCAGAUCUUAUUUUUGAUCAAGGAGACAACAUUACGGGGAAAAUUUCAAGGGAAGAGAUUGCUUGUAUUUGUGUGGCUGCUCUGGAAAGUCGAUCUGCUUGCGACAAGACAUUUGAGGUUAAAAGUGUAGUCCCAUUCAGCGAGCCUUUUACAGUGGACCCUGAAAAUCCGCCUCCUGAGAAGGACUACAAUGAGUACUUCAAAAAUUUGAAAGAUGGCAUCACAGGGAAGGAGUUCCUUCAGAAAAGUCCCGUUGCUGUCUAAUAGCCAGUUCAUCUUAGAUCUUUCACAUCAUACUUGAAUCUUGCUCUGAAGAUAGCAGACAUUAUGUAAUUAGAAAACUCACUAGGGAAAAUAUAUGUCAGUGCUGAAACUCUCACGUCACUUCAUCAAACUUGGUGUAGCGACAAUCAAAAGGAUGCUGGUUCAUUUUGUUUAUAAGUACAUGGAUCAACAUUCAUCUGUUGUAUACUGAAACUUAUGUUUAUACGAAAAGGUAUUGCAUCCUGUUUUGGUAGCA
Syzygium oleosum is the source of this 2166-nucleotide messenger RNA. RefSeq names its product protein HIGH CHLOROPHYLL FLUORESCENCE PHENOTYPE 173, chloroplastic. Gene Ontology annotation, biological process: NADH dehydrogenase complex assembly. The record is from RefSeq and is a predicted model, not a curated record. Gene Ontology annotation, cellular component: chloroplast stroma. NCBI's taxonomy places the organism in Eukaryota, Viridiplantae, Streptophyta, Magnoliopsida, Myrtales, Myrtaceae. The transcript is spliced from 17 exons. Bases 141 to 1910 code for a protein of 589 amino acids.